Molecule: messenger RNA, 540 nt
Organism: Penicillium robsamsonii
Lineage: Eukaryota; Fungi; Ascomycota; Eurotiomycetes; Eurotiales; Aspergillaceae
Product: ORMDL family protein
Exons: 3
Coding region: 1-540 (179 amino acids)
Biological process (GO): ceramide metabolic process; negative regulation of ceramide biosynthetic process; intracellular sphingolipid homeostasis
Cellular component (GO): endoplasmic reticulum membrane
Source: RefSeq, a predicted model, not a curated record
AUGACCUCAAAACAAGGCCGCCGGAGGCGAUCCAGCAGUCUUAUCUACCAGGAACCGGCCGAAUCUAUUGAGCAUACCAGUGAUCAGGCGGCAUUGCCAAAUCUGAAUGCAAACUGGGUGAAUGCCAAGGGUGCCUGGACCAUCCAUUUCGUGUGUAUCGCCGCUCUCAAGAUUUUCUACGACAUCAUCCCCGGCGUCUCGCAGGAAACUUCAUGGACCCUCACCAAUAUCAGCUACAUGUUCGGAUCCUUCCUCAUGUUCCACUGGGUGCGGGGCAUCCCCUUCGAAUUCAAUGCCGGUGCCUACGACAAUCUCAACAUGUGGGAGCAGAUUGACAACGGCGACCAGUACACACCCGCUAAGAAGUUCUUGCUCUGCGUGCCUAUCGUGCUCUUCCUCCUCAGCACUCACUACACCCAUUUCGACUUGACCCACUUCACCAUCAACUUCCUGGCCACACUGGGAGUGGUCAUUCCCAAGCUGCCUUUCUCGCAUCGGUUGCGAAUAGGUCUCUUCUCCGAUAUACCCGAGGAGUCAUAG